This is a messenger RNA of Haliotis rubra (blacklip abalone), 3972 nucleotides long. RefSeq lists its product as uncharacterized. The transcript has 4 exons. The record is from RefSeq and is a predicted model, not a curated record. The coding region runs from base 1 to 3972 and encodes 1323 amino acids. NCBI's taxonomy places the organism in Eukaryota, Metazoa, Mollusca, Gastropoda, Lepetellida, Haliotidae.
AUGUCUCCAUUCCCUAAAGUCGUCAGAUCUCCCCAAGACAUAGGGAAGAAAUCUGUCGAAAAGGCUUUGGGAGCUCACUCGAAUGAAUCAACCAGCACGGGCGAUUCUGAGUUACUAAGGACAUAUAUUACAAGGAUAUCAAAUCAAACACCACCUAAACAUCUCAGGAGUCAAGAUGGGGCUGUGGCUACCACCUCCCAUGCUACAUCGAUUGAGGGGUUUUGUCCGGAAGAUAGACAAGCAACACACCAGGAUAGAUGCAACUUAAGGACAAUAACUCCAUCACCCAUCAGGCAGACAAGAAGCAGAAGCAAAUCUGGAGAUGCUGCUGUUGAUGAUGAUGGUCUUAACGCACCACUCAAAAGAAAGCCCUCUAAAUUAAUAACUAUUUUGACAUCAGAACAUGAUUACUCCCAAAGCAGUGCUCAUGAGCUCAAAGGCGAUACAGUGUUGCCUCUGUCUUUGGAAGAAAAUAUAUCAGCGAGAAAUAUUGAUUUACAGAGAACAGUCCUAAUACAAGAGUCUGGAAUUGUAGGUGGGAGUGAACCAGGAACAUCAAACACGAAGAUCUCAAACACAGACAGCGCAUCACUACGUAUUAUCACAUCCCAGGAGUCAUCGAACAUAACAAGUCUAUCCUCUACAAGUGCUCAAGAUGAAGAUAAAAAUUUAGGGUUCGAUCUAAACGAUUUUGUUAUCAGAAGGCGGAGGCUAAGAAGCGAAUCCCAACAGGAUGAGCUGUGGGAAGGUUUGCCUUCAGUCACACCAUUUAGAAAACACCCAAGUAAGCUUAAAGAUGAAAAUGAGAGCAAAUAUGACACUAACACAGGUGAUGAUGUACCAGAUGUAAAUAAUCCCUCAUCUGAACCAGCUUCAUCAUCUAAUGAAUCGUUACAGGAACGAACGAGCAGUUCCACAAUUGGUUUGAUAAGUGAGAUUGACUCUAUUCUCACAGAUACGGAAUCGUCCUCUUGUCAAGGUCAUGUGAGCUUUGAGGAGGUUCCAAGCCUGGAGGAAGGAACUCCAGUAUGUAGUACGUGUGGUACAUCUGAGGGAGAAGCAGGUGCAUCUGAAGAAGAAGCUGGUGCAUCUUCUCUUCAACGUGUCCUGGACUAUGACUUGGAAGCAGCUGCAAAUAACAGUCUUUCUGAACUCGAUACAAACGUAAAGAGCAUCUUUUCUAGCGACAUUUCAUCAUGUGCAUCAACAUUCAUAUCCAGAGAAUUUACAUCUCCAAAUGAACAGCAAUAUAGUACAGAAGGAUCAUUCAGUAUGAAGCCUGGAAGUCGAUCAUCAGGUCAACUGACAUUUUGUAGUGAUCCAGGUACACCCAUGCCAUCUGGACCAGAGAGCGUGUGGUGGAGUGAUAAGGCCAACAGUGAAGGGUGGGCUACUCCAGUUGCAGACCCAUUAGCUAUAAGUCCACUUGCCACCAAUAGUAACAGUUCGGAUUUAGGCACAUUACAUACAGAAAGCGAACAAGGGUUGGAGAGCUGCCGUAUACCUAAGGAUGAAUAUGAUUCAUUGAGUAACAGUUGUGAUGCUGUAGACGGUAGAGUCUUCAAAGAGGUGAUGGAAAGAAAAGGUACUGAUGGCCAGCUGGACAUUUCAGCUGAAGUAAAAAACAGCAACCUGACAACCCUCACAGAUGAUAUUCAGUCAGUGACAUCUUCUGAUACAAACACUAGCGUUUCUUUGACGGAGGACAGUGAUCAACAGAAAUCUCCUGUCAGAUUCAUGGUAACACGGUCCGACUGCGCCAAUAUUGACAGUGACACUGCAAAGGAGACUGGUGAGCAAGUCAUGCAACCCACCAGUAGUGAAGCAUCAAAACCCAAGUCUUCCUCCUCCUCCUCUGGUGAGUUUUUGCUUUGGAGUAAGAAGAAGGACAAACGAAAAAUUUCGUUUCCAAAAAUUGUUCUUCGGAAAUGUAAAGAAAGUAGCUUAAGAGCCAAGGAAAGACAUUCUCCUCAACCCAAAGAUGAUGGAGGAGAAAGGCCUCAAUCGAUGACAGAGACAGAUGAAUCUACAGCUACAUCAGAAAGUCCAGCAUCCGGUUCCACUUCCCUGACACCAAUUAAGAGGAGUGCCCGACUCAUGAAAAAGGUUGAUUCCUCAGCAUCCGGCCAAUGUGGUAGGAGUAACGAUUUUGUCUAUACUCCGCUUAAAAGAGACGAUAACAAGACAAAAACAAGGACGUCCACAGAAAGCCCAUCUCCAUCCAGGAGGAGGAGGUCCAGCUCUGAUAACUGUCAGGGGGAAGAGGAUGCAGGAGCAGGCCCGUCUACUGACAGAAACAUUUCUGAUAUUGACGUGACUGUUUUGAGCCCAAGACAACUGAGGAUGCUAGAGAGGGAGGGGAGAGAGGUGGUACAGACAGACAGCAACCACGGCCUGCCCCUGAAAGCAAGAUGGAAGAAAAAGGUGAAGCGCAAUCUCAAGAAUACACAAGGGGCUCUGAAGAAAAGUUCUGGAACCACUCUUGAUCAAAGGGAAAGACCUGAGCUCCAGCAAAUCCCGUCAUGUCUACCACCACGGAGAAAGAAGGGUCCAAACAUAGAUGAAGAAUUGCUUGCCAACCCUGUGUUAGAUAAACAUGCCUGUGUCCUGUGGUCAAGUGAGCAUCGUCGCCACUUCCAGAUGUCUCAUCCUGAUGCAUCUUCAGCAGCUUUAGAUGAAUUACUUCGACGACAGUGGUCGCAGGAGCUGACUCCACAAGAGAAGAUGAAGUACUUCAUCCGUGCGCGUGAUGCAGUCAGAGAUGAAGAUAAACAUCAACCGCGGAUUAGUAGAGGAGAGACAAAACGAGUUGGCAGGUCAGGGAGCAGCCAGAAGUCAACAGAGGAAGAGGAUGAACAAUCCAGUCUUGAGCAAUUCACACGUCUCAAGACAAAACGACAAAAGGAUUUGCUAACAAAAUGGCUACAUUUCUUCCAAAAGGUCUUAUCCCGCCAAGACUAUGCGAAGUUCAUUGAAGACGUCAAAGAAGGAAUCCUAGAGGCUGAAGCGCAGAAUAAACCCAACAAAACCAGAGGACUCACAAGCAAGAUCUUCAGUCACAAGAAACUGCUAUUUGUGAAGAUGAAUAGUUUGAAAGGUCACGUCAUGGCCCAAUACCAUCGGCGUAAACGUCGACUGAAGGAUUUGCAGAAGUUAGCCUUCUACAUCCUGGUGACCAGACUUAUUCAGGGAAAGCCUUGCUCCUUCAUCAAGGGGUGUAGGUCCAAGAGGCUGACCGGGGUCUUGCAGGACCUGAAGGACUUAGAAUACGGGGAUAGCAUUGCUGUACUAGGGUAUCCAAUCCCGACUAACAGCUUUACGAAUCUGUACAAGGAGAUUGUCGAGACAGUGGACUCGUGUAUGUUCAGAGAAGAAACACCGGAUGCUACUGAUCUGGGAAAUCCUGAAACGGUUCCUGAGGAUGGUACCAGCAAUGGUAGAGAUGAAGCUGAUGCUAAUAAAGAAACGACAACGAAUUCCGUAGUGUCGAAGAUUUGUGUUGAUAAAAAGAAUACAGUGAGUCUUUUACAGAAACAUCCAGUUGUACAAGAACCUGAGUGGUUUGAGAAGCCGGUAAGUGAACAAUUCAUGAACAGGACAGUGAAUGAGUUGAAGAGUGUCACCAUCUUUCCACAACUUCAUCCACGAACUCUGGACUCGGUUUUCCUUCCACCGCCGUUCCGGAUGCCGGUGUGCGGAGCUCCGUCGGUUGGAAGGUCACUCCUCCAGAGGGCACCGGGUCAGAUCCAGUACCGCUGUGUAGCCACACCCUGGAUGUCUGGGUGUCGUCCUUCCGUCUCCACCACCCCAAGGGUUCAUUCCGGUCAUCAGUCAGUGAGAGAGGUACUGUACGCAGAUGCUAGGGAUGCCUUUCAACGGUCAUACGCAAGCAACACCGACCCCUGUUGUGAAAUGGACUCACCCUCUUGUGUUUUGUCUACAUGGCUUGUUGCCGAUAAAGUCAGGAAAUAG